AUGCCUGGGUGCUGAGCGGUAAUCCCGAGUGCCCGGCGACAUGAGCUGCAACGGGGGGUCCCACCCGCGGAUCAACACGCUGGGCCGCAUGAUCCGCGCCGAGUCCGGCCCGGACCUGCGCUACGAGGUGACCUGCGGCGGCGGUGGCGGCGGCGGCGGCGGAGGCGCCGCCAGGACCUACUACUCGCGGCGCAGCGCCGUCAACGACCAGAACUCGGACGGCUACUGCCAAACUGGCACCGUGUCCAGGCACCAGAACCAGAACACUAUCCAGGAGCUCCUGCAGAACUGCUCAGACUGCCUGAUGCGAGCAGAGCUCAUUGUGCAGCCUGAACUAAAAUAUGGAGAUGGAAUACAGCUUGCUCGGAGUAGAGAACUGGAUGAAUGUUUUGCACAGGCCAAUGACCAGAUGGAAAUCACGGACAGCUUGAUCCGGGAGAUGCGGCAGAUGGGCCAGCCCUGUGAUGCUUAUCAGAAAAGGCUGCUCCAGCUCCAGGAGCAAAUGCGAGCUCUGUAUAAGGCCAUCAGCGUCCCUCGGGUCCGAAGGGCCAGCUCUAAGGGAGGUGGAGGCUACACUUGUCAGAGUGGCUCUGGCUGGGAUGAGUUUACAAAGAGACUCACCGGUGAAUGUCUGGGCUGGAUGAGACAGCAAAGGGCAGAGAUGGAUAUGGUGGCAUGGGGCGUGGACCUGGCCUCAGUGGAGCAGCACAUCAACAGCCACAGGAGCAUUCACAAUGCCAUUGGAGACUACCGCUGGCAGCUGGACAAAAUUAAAGCUGACCUGCGUGAGAAGUCUGCAAUCUACCAAUUGGAGGAGGAAUAUGAAAACUUGCUGAAAUCAUCCUUUGAGAGGAUGGACCACCUGCGUCAGCUACAGAGCAUCAUCCAGGCCACAUCUCGAGAGAUCAUGUGGAUCAAUGAUUGUGAGGAGGAAGAGCUGCUGUAUGAUUGGAGCGACAAAAACACCAACAUUGCUCAGAAGCAGGAGGCUUUCUCUAUUCGUAUGAGUCAACUGGAAGCCAAGGAGAAAGAGCUCAAUAAGCUGAAACAGGAAAGUGACCAACUUGUUCUCAAUCAGCAUCCAGCUUCAGACAAAAUUGAGGCAUACAUGGACACUCUGCAAACACAGUGGAGCUGGAUUCUGCAGAUCACCAAGUGCAUUGAUGUUCAUCUCAAAGAAAAUGCUGCCUACUUUCAGUUUUUUGAAGAGGCACAGUCUACCGAAUCCUAUCUGAAGGGCCUGCAGGACUCCAUCAGGAAGAAGUACCCCUGUGAUAAGAACAUGCCCUUGCAGCACUUGCUGGAGCAGAUCAAGGAGCUAGAGAAAGAACGGGAGAAAAUCCUUGAGUAUAAGCGGCAGGUACAGAACUUGGUAAACAAGUCCAAGAAGAUUGUGCAGCUGAAACCAAGGAACCCAGACUACAGGAGCAAUAAACCCAUCAUUCUCAGAGCUCUCUGUGACUACAAACAGGACCAGAAAAUUGUGCACAAAGGAGAUGAAUGCAUUCUGAAGGACAACAAUGAGCGCAGCAAGUGGUAUGUGACAGGACCGGGAGGCGUGGACAUGCUUGUUCCUUCUGUGGGGCUCAUCAUUCCUCCUCCCAAUCCACUGGCUGUGGACCUCUCUUGCAAGAUUGAGCAAUACUAUGAAGCCAUCUUGGCUCUGUGGAACCAGCUCUAUAUCAACAUGAAGAGUUUGGUGUCCUGGCACUACUGCAUGAUUGACAUUGAGAAAAUCAGGGCCAUGACUAUCGCCAAGCUGAAAACCAUGCGGCAGGAGGAUUACAUGAAGACCAUAGCUGACCUUGAGCUUCAUUACCAAGAGUUUAUCAGAAACAGCCAAGGCUCUGAGAUGUUUGGAGAUGACGACAAGCGAAAGAUGCAGUCUCAGUUCACCGAUGCUCAGAAGCAUUACCAGACUCUGGUCAUCCAGCUCCCUGGCCACCCCCAGCACCAAACAGUAACCAAGACAGAAAUCACACAUGUUGGUUCGUGCCAAGACGUCAAUCAUAAUAAAGUCAUUGAAACCAACAGAGAAAAUGACAAGCAAGAAACAUGGUUGCUUAUGGAGCUCCAGAAGAUUCGCAGGCAGAUGGAGCAUUGUGAGGGUCGGAUGUCCCUCAGAAACCUCCUGCUGACAGACCAAGCCUCUACACACCACAUCACAGUGAAAAUAAAUGAGCUCAAGAGCAUACAGAAUGAUUCACAAGCGAUUGCUGAAGUUCUCAACCAGCUUAAAGAUAUGCUUGCUAACUUCAGAGGUUCAGAAAAAUACUGCUACCUACAGAAUGAGGUGUUUGGGCUCUUUCAAAAGCUGGAAAAUAUCAAUGGUGUUUCAGAUGGCUACUUAAAUAGCUUAUGCUCAGUGAGAGCCCUUCUCCAGGCUAUUCUCCAAACGGAAGACAUGUUAAAGGUCUAUGAAGCCAGGCUCACUGAGGAGGAAACUGUCUGCCUGGACCUAGAUAAAGUGGAGGCUUAUCGCUGUGGACUGAAGAAAAUAAAAAAUGACUUGAACUUGAAGAAGUCACUGCUGGCCACCAUGAAGACAGAGCUACAGAAAGCCCAGCAGAUCCAUUCACAGUCUUCUCAGCAGUAUCCUCUCUAUGACCUAGACUUGGGAAAGUUCAGUGAGAAAGUCAUACAGCUGUCUGAUCGCUGGCAGAAAAUAGAUAAACAGAUAGACUUCAGAUUAUGGGACCUGGAGAAACAAAUUAAGCAACUGAGGAAUUAUCGUGAUAAUUAUCAGAGUUUCUGUAAAUGGCUGUAUGAUGCCAAGCGUCGCCAAGAUUCCUUAGAGUCCAUGAAGUUUGGAGAUUCCAGUACAGUCAUGCGGUUUUUGAAUGAGCAGAAGAACUUGCACAAUGAAAUAUCUGGCAAACGAGACAAAUCAGAAGAAGUGCAAAAAAUUGCUGAACUUUGUGCAAAUUCAAUUAAGGAUUAUGAACUCCAAUUGGCAUCGUACACUUCCGGACUGGAAACUCUGCUGAACAUACCUAUUAAGAGAACCAUGGUUCAGUCCCCAUCUGGGGUGAUUCUGCAAGAGGCUGUAGACAUUCAUGCUCGGUACAUAGAGCUACUUACAAGGUCUGGAGAUUAUUAUAGAUUCUUAAGUGAGAUGCUGAAGAGUUUGGAGGAUCUGAAGCUAAAAAAUACCAAGAUUGAAGUUUUGGAAGAGGAACUCAGACUGGCCCGAGAUGCCAACUCAGAAAAUUGUAAUAAGAACAAAUUCCUGGAUCAGAACCUGCAAAAAUACCAGGCAGAGUGUUCCCAGUUCAAAGCAAAGCUUGUGAGCUUGGAGGAGCUGAAGAGACAAGCUGAGCUAGAUGGAAAGUCAGCAAAACAAAAUCUAGACAAGUGUUAUGCCCAAAUAAAAGAGCUCAAUGAGAAAAUCACCCGACUGACUUAUGAGAUUGAAGAUGAAAAGCGAAGAAGAAAGACUGUGGAGGACAGAUUUGACCAGCAAAAGAAUGAUUAUGACCAGCUGCAGAAAGCAAGGCAGUGUGAAAAAGAGAACCUCGGCUGGCAGAAAUUAGAGUCUGAGAAAGCCAUCAAGGAUAAGGAGUAUGAGAUAGAAAGGUUGAGGGUUCUGCUGCAGGAAGAAGGCGCCCGGAAGAGAGAAUAUGAAAAUGAGCUGGCAAAGGUAAGAAAACACUAUAAUGAGGAGAUGAGUAAUUUAAGGAACAAGUAUGAAACAGAAAUUAACAUUACGAAGACCACCAUCAAGGAGAUAUCUAUGCAGAAAGAGGAUGAUUCCAAAAAUCUUAGAAACCAGCUUGACAGACUCUUGAGGGAGAACCGAGAUCUGAAGGAUGAGAUUGUCAGGCUCAACGACAGCAUCCUGCAGGCCACUGAGCAACGAAGGCGGGCUGAAGAAAAUGCUCUUCAGCAAAAAGCCUGUGGCUCUGAGAUCAUGCAGAAAAAGCAACAUCUGGAGAUUGAACUGAAGCAGUUCAUCCAGCAGCGUUCAGAGGACAAUGCAAGACAUAAGCAGUCCCUGGAGGAAGCCGCCAAGACCAUUCAAGACAAAAACAAAGAGAUCGAAAGACUCAAAGCUGAGUUUCAGGAGGAGGCCAAACGCCGUUGGGAAUAUGAAAAUGAACUGAAUAAGGUAAGAAACAGUUAUGAUGAGGAGAUCAUUAGCUUAAAAAACCAGUUUGAGACCGAGAUCAAUAUCACCAAGACUACCAUCCACCAGCUCACCAUGCAAAAAGAAGAAGACACCAGUGGCUACCGAGCUCAGAUUGACAGUCUCACCAGAGAAAACAGGAAUUUAGCUGAAGAGAUUAAGAGGCUAAAGAACACCUUAGCUCAGACCACUGAGAAUCUCAGGAGAGUUGAAGAAAAUGUCCAACAGCAAAAGGCUACUGGCUCGGAGAUGACUCAGAGGAAACAACAAUUGGAGAUUGAGCUGAGACAAGUGACUCAGAUGCGGACUGAAGAGAGCAUGAGAUACAAGCAAUCACUUGAUGAUGCUGCCAAGACAAUCCAGGAUAAAAACAAGGAGAUAGAUAGAUUAAAACAACUGGUAGAAAAAGAAACCAAUGAACGGAAGUGCCUGGAAGAUGAAAAUGCAAAAUUGCAAAAGGUCCAGUAUGACCUGCAAAAAGCUAACAGCAGUGCAUCUGAGACCAUAAGUAAAUUGAAAUUUCAAGAGCAAGAAUUGAUGCGCCUGAGGAUAGACUAUGAAAGGGUCUCCCAGGAGAGGACCGUGAAGGAUCAGGACAUCACACGCUUUCAGAGCUCUCUGAAGGACCUGCAGUUGCAGAAGCAGAAAGUGGAGGAGGAGCUGAAUCGGCUGAAGAGGACAGCCUUCGAAGAUUCCUCUAAGAGGAAGAAGCUGGAGGAUGAGCUGGAAGGCUUGAGGAGGUCUUUGAAAGAGCAAGCCAUCAAAAUCACUAAUCUGACCCAGCAGCUGGAGCAGGCAUCCAUUGUUAAGAAAAGGAGUGAGGAUGACCUCAGGCAGCAGAGGGAGGUGCUGGAUGGACACAUGAGGGAUAAGCAAAGAACUCAGGAGGAGUUGAAGAUGCUGUCUUUGGAAGUGGAGGCCUUGAGGCGGCAGCUGGUACAGGAGCAAGAAAAUGUGAAGCAGGCUCACUUGAGGAAUGAGCACUUCCAAAAGGCCAUAGAAGAUAAGAGCAGAAGUCUUAAUGAAAGCAAGAUAGAAAUCGAGAGGCUGCAGUCUCUCACAGAGAACCUGACAAAGGAGCACUUGAUGUUGGAGGAAGAACUACGGAAUCUGAGGCUGGAAUAUGAUGACCUGAGAAGGGGCCGGAGCGAAGCGGAUAGUGAUAAAAACUCUACCAUCUCUGAAUUAAGGACCCAAUUGCAGAUCAGCAACAACCGAACUUUGGAACUGCAGGGGCUGAUUAAUGAUUUACAGAGAGAGAGGGAAAAUUUGAGACAGGAAAUUGAGAAAUUCCAAAAGCAGGCUUUAGAGGCAUCUAAUAGGAUCCAGGAAUCAAAGAGUCAAUGCACUCAGGUGGUUCAGGAGAGAGAGAGCCUUCUGGUGAAAAUCAAAGUCCUGGAGCAAGACAAGGCCAGGCUGCAGCGGUUAGAGGAUGAGCUGAAUCGUGCAAAGGCAACGCUGGAGGCAGAAAGCAGGGUGAAACAGCGCCUGGAGUGUGAGAAGCAGCAGAUCCAGAAUGACCUGAAUCAGUGGAAAACUCAGUAUUCUCGAAAGGAGGAGGUGAUCAAGAAGAUAGAGUCAGAAAGAGAAAAGAGUGAGAGAGAGAAGAACUGCCUGAAGAGUGAGAUCGAAAGACUCCAAGCAGAGAUCAAGAGGAUUGAGGAGAGGUGCAGACGAAAGCUGGAGGAGUCCAGUAGGGAGACACAGUCACAGCUGGAAAAUGAGCGCUGCAGGCUUCAGAAGGAGAUUGAUAAGCUCAGACAGCGCCCCUAUGGGUCCCAUCGGGAGACCCAGACUGAAUAUGAAUGGACUGUUGACUCUUCCAAGCUGGUGUUUGAUGGACUAAGGAAGAAGGUGACUGUGAUGCAGCUCUAUGAGUGCCAGCUGAUUGACAAGACAACGUUGGACAAACUGUUGAAGGGGAAGAAAUCAGUGGAAGAAGUGGCUUCUGAAAUCCAGCCUUUCCUGCGAGGUACAGGGGUUAUUGCUGGUGCUUCAGCUUCCCCCAAGGAAAAAUACUCUUUGGUAGAGGCCAAGAGGAAGAAAUUCAUCACCCCAGAAUCUACAGUCAUGCUUCUGGAGGCCCAGGCAGCUACAGGUGGUAUCAUUGAUCCCCAUCGGAAUGAGAAACUCACUGUUGACAAUGCCAUAGCUCGUGAUCUCAUUGACUUCGAUGACCGCCAGCAGAUCUAUACAGCAGAAAAAGCUAUCACUGGUUUUGAUGAUCCCUUUUCAGGCAAGACAGUAUCUGUUUCGGAAGCCAUCAAGAAAAAUUUGAUUGACAGAGAAACCGGAAUGCGCCUGCUGGAAGCCCAGCUUGCUUCAGGUGGUAUAGUAGACCCUGUGAAUAGUGUCUUCUUGCCAAAAGAUGUCGCCUUGGCCCGUGGGCUGAUUGACCGAGAUUUAUAUCGUUCCCUUAAUGAUCCCCGAGAUAGUCAGAAGAACUUCGUGGAUCCAGUCACCAAAAAGAAGGUCAGUUACAUGCAGCUCAGGGAACGGUGCAGGAUUGAACCCCACACGGGUCUGCUGUUGCUGUCAGUGCAGAAGAGAAGCAUGUCCUUCCAGGGAAUCAGACAACCUGUGACCGUCACUGAGCUGGUGGAUUCUGGUAUACUGAGACCAUCCACUGUCAAUGAACUGGAAUCAGGUCAGAUUUCUUAUGAUGAAGUGGGAGAGAGAAUUAAGGACUUCCUCCAGGGUUCAAGCUGUAUAGCAGGCAUAUACAAUGAGACCACAAAACAGAAGCUUGGCAUUUAUGAGGCCAUGAAAAUUGGCCUAGUUCGACCUGGUACCGCUCUGGAGUUGCUGGAAGCCCAGGCAGCUACUGGUUUCAUAGUGGAUCCUGUUAGCAACUUGAGGUUACCUGUAGAGGAAGCCUAUAAAAGAGGCCUGGUAGGCAUUGAGUUUAAAGAGAAGCUCCUGUCUGCAGAACGAGCUGUCACUGGUUAUAAUGAUCCCGAAACUGGAAACAUCAUCUCUUUGUUCCAAGCUAUGAACAAGGAACUUAUUGAAAAGGGCCAUGGCAUUCGCUUACUGGAAGCACAGAUUGCCACUGGUGGAAUCAUUGACCCAAAGGAGAGCCAUCGUUUACCUGUUGACAUGGCCUAUAAGAGGGGGUAUUUUAACGAGGAGCUUAGUGAGAUUCUCUCAGAUCCAAGUGAUGAUACUAAAGGAUUUUUUGAUCCCAACACUGAAGAAAAUCUUACCUAUCUGCAACUAAAAGAAAGAUGCAUUAAGGAUGAGGAGACUGGGUUGUGUCUUCUGCCUCUGAAGGAGAAGAAGAAACAGGUACAGACAUCACAAAAGAAUACCCUCAGGAAGCGAAGAGUGGUCAUAGUUGACCCAGAAACCAAUAAGGAGAUGUCUGUUCAGGAAGCCUACAAGAAAGGCCUUAUUGAUUAUGAGACCUUCAGAGAGCUGUGUGAGCAGGAAUGUGAAUGGGAAGAAAUAACCAUCACAGGGUCAGAUGGGUCUACCAGGAUAGUACUAGUAGAUAGGAAGACAGGAAGUCAAUAUGAUAUUCAAGAUGCUAUUGAAAAGGGCCUUGUUGAUAGGAAGUUCUUUGAGCAGUACCGAUCGGGAAGCCUUAGCCUCACUCAGUUUGCUGACAUGAUCUCCUUGAAAAAUGGUGUAGGCAGUAGUAGUGGUAUGAGCAGUAGUGUCAAUGAUGAUGUUUUUAGCAGCUCCCGACAUGAAUCAGUAAGUAAAAUUUCCACCAUAUCUAGUGUGCGGAAUCUAACCAUCAGGAGCAGCUCUCUUUCUGAUCCCCUGGAGGAAUCGAGCCCCAUUGCAGCCAUCUUUGACACUGAAAACCUGGAGAAAAUAUCCAUCACAGAAGGUAUAGAGAGGGGCAUUGUCGAUAGCAUCACUGGUCAGAGGCUUCUGGAAGCUCAGGCCUGCACAGGUGGCAUCAUCCAUCCUACCACUGGGCAGAGGCUAUCACUUCAGGAUGCAGUCUCCCAGGGUCUCAUUGACCAAGAUAUGGCUACCAGGCUGAAGCCUGCUCAGAAAGCCUUCAUUGGCUUUGAAGGUGUGAAGGGAAAGAAGAAAAUGUCAGCAGUAGAGGCAGUGAAAGAAAAAUGGCUCCCCUAUGAGGCAGGCCAACGCUUCCUGGAAUUCCAGUUCCUCACUGGAGGCCUGGUAGACCCAGAGGUGCAUGGGAGGAUAAGCACAGAAGAAGCCAUCAGAAAGGGGUUCAUCGAUGGCCGAGCAGCUCAGAGAUUGCAAGACAUCAGCAGCUACGCCAAAAUCCUGACCUGCCCCAAAACCAAAUUAAAAAUAUCCUACAAAGAUGCUAUGAAUCGCUCCAUGAUGGAAGAUGUCACUGGUUUGCGCCUUCUAGAAGCAGCGUCGGUGUCCUCCAAGGGCUUACCUAGCCCAUAUAAUAUGUCUUCAGCCCCAGGCUCCCGCUCAGGGUCCCGCUCAGGGUCCCGCUCCGCGUCUCGUUCAGGCUCUCGCUCUGGUUCCCAAAGUGGGUCCCGAAGAGGAAGCUUUGAUGCCACAGGGAAUUCUUCCUACUCCUAUACCUACUCCUUUAGCACCAGCUCUACUGGGCACUAG
Perognathus longimembris pacificus (Pacific pocket mouse) is the source of this 8686-nucleotide messenger RNA. RefSeq names its product desmoplakin (gene Dsp). The record is from RefSeq and is a predicted model, not a curated record. Gene Ontology annotation, molecular function: protein binding; structural molecule activity. NCBI's taxonomy places the organism in Eukaryota, Metazoa, Chordata, Mammalia, Rodentia, Heteromyidae. Gene Ontology annotation, cellular component: plasma membrane; intermediate filament; cytoplasm. Gene Ontology annotation, biological process: cell-cell adhesion; skin development; intermediate filament cytoskeleton organization. Bases 41 to 8686 code for a protein of 2881 amino acids. The transcript is spliced from 24 exons.